AUGAAGUGUCUAAAAUCAACAAAAUACCUAUGUUUUAAUGGUAAUUACUUUUUUUUUCCAAAAAAACGGCUUCAAAUCAUAUAUUUAACAUUUUCUACAGGAAUCCUUGAUAGAACAUAUUUGUUAAGAAAUGGAAUACCAGGAGUAUUUAUACGAGGCAUUGAAACCCAAACAAUUUCUGAAAAAGACUCAUUAAAAGUUCUCGCUGAACAACGACUAAGAAGACCCAAUUCGCCACAUUUAAGCAUCUAUCAACCACAACUGACAUGGUAUAUGUCUGCAUUUAAUAGAAUCACUGGAUGUCUUGUCUCUGGUGGACUAUAUGUUUUUGCUAUCAGCUAUCUUGCAUCUCCAGUUUUUGGAUGGCAUUUGGAUUCUGCUUCUAUUGCAUCUAUGUUUCAUACUUGGCCAACGCAAGCAAAAGUAUUAACAAAAUUUGUUUUUGCUUUCCCGUUUACAUAUCAUUCUUUUAAUGGACUACGACAUCUUUAUUGGGAUACUGGUAGAGGAUUAACACUUAAAGGCGUCUAUAUGACAGGAUAUAUAGUUAUGGGUUUAUCUACUAUUUCUGCACUAACAUUGGCUUUAAUAUAA
Messenger RNA from Pneumocystis jirovecii RU7, 594 nucleotides. RefSeq names its product succinate dehydrogenase, cytochrome b556 subunit. Bases 1 to 594 code for a protein of 197 amino acids. The record is from RefSeq and is a predicted model, not a curated record. Gene Ontology annotation, biological process: mitochondrial electron transport, succinate to ubiquinone; tricarboxylic acid cycle. Gene Ontology annotation, molecular function: electron transfer activity; succinate dehydrogenase activity. The transcript has 4 exons. Lineage: Eukaryota; Fungi; Ascomycota; Pneumocystomycetes; Pneumocystales; Pneumocystaceae. Gene Ontology annotation, cellular component: membrane.